Messenger RNA from Alternaria rosae, 1602 nucleotides. RefSeq lists its product as uncharacterized. The record is from RefSeq and is a predicted model, not a curated record. Bases 1 to 1602 code for a protein of 533 amino acids. Lineage: Eukaryota; Fungi; Ascomycota; Dothideomycetes; Pleosporales; Pleosporaceae. The transcript has a single exon.
AUGCCUUCCUUUCUACGUGCCAGCGUUCAGCGCUGCGACGACUUCAUCUCACACCCCGAUGCGCACUGCGUGCGUCUUCCAAGCGGUUCCGACCUCUACUUCACGCUACCGAUCGACUUGGACUCCCGACAACCCAUGCCGCCCCAGGAUCUAAAAGCACUUGCUGCAUACCUAGAACAAACUCCACUACAUCCUGCAAAAGGAUCAAGCGGUCCCGUUUACCAAAAUAAUCUUAAAGUGCGGAGUAUCAUCAGCGACUGGCUCCAAGGCUCGCGGUACCUUGACGAUUUGGAGAUGCACGCGUGGAAGCUUGGUCAUGGCUUUCCAACAUUUGAUGAAUUCGGCUUUCCAGUCGAUUUCCACUGGGUGUGGGAUGUUAUCGCUUUCGAAGGAGGAGAAGAGUUGGUUUCCCAAUACGUCAAUGCUAUAAAUGCACCCGCAGAGCCACAAUCGCAAGCUCAUGCCGAAGACCAUCAUGACUCCACUCCGGUACGCCGCGCUCCUCGCAUAGCCGACACACCUCCUUCCAAUUCUCCGAUCCAGCAAUCGCAACAUCAACACUUUGGCCAGUACCGUGUGAGAGCCCAGGCCGACGCACCCGUCUCCUUACAUGGAGCUACCUUUGCAAACAAUGACGAUUUCGUAGCAUUCCUGAAGACACUUACCAAAUUCGAACAGACGUUGCUUAAAAACGACAUCAUACGAUUCGAAGGCAACAGCUCCAGUGGCCUGCGCAUGGUACGUGGACCGAAUGCGAAGUUCCUCCAUGAGCGAACUUCUCAGGCUAAAAAGGAAUCUGUUCAAAUUCGCACAUCCUCGCCUGAUCCUCGAGCCAUUCAUGUGCUAGUCCACCAAGAAGACCUACGACCUGUUGUUUUGCACCACGAGACCCCCGUUAGACAAGGAAAGAAACCGCGCCAAGAGCAGAAGUCAGGUUUCAAGCGCAUAGGAGCACCAUCCAACCAAAAGAUGGCCGCUGAGCUCGACCCCUUCCGUUUCCACGGCCGAGAAAGCACACAGGAGGCACGAAACCAAGUUGUCAACGAUCAGAGGCUGUCUUAUGAGUAUCAAAACCUGGCUGACGAGUACCACCAAGCUACCAAAAGGCUGCCUGCUUUGCAGAGUACAGAGCCACUGAAAGAGGCCUACGCCUUAGCAUCUACACUUGAACGCGCGCGCGAGAAGUUGAAGACCGCUGCGUACGCGAGCAAGAACAAGGAGACCGAUGCGUACGAGAACGAGAACGAGAACGAGAACUAUGCAAACAUUUAUGUCCAAUACACCAAGACCGCGCAGCAACCUUCAUCCUCGUCUCCAUUUCCGCCCCCCAACGUAAAUUCCUUCAAGAACUCCACCAGAAUCCCCGCUCCCAAGGCCGCCGCUUCUUCUGCGCGUCGUAAACUCUUCUCCGCCAAACCAAGUGCUCAUCGCAACUUGUCGUCCCAAGAGCCUACUCGUCUGCCAAUGCGCCCAAAAGUAGCUGGUAGAUCUUCGAGCUACGAUACUGGUGUCGACGAUCCCGUCUACCGGUAUCAGGCGUAUGCGGAGGAUAGCUGGGAGGAUAGCCCCGAGGGUUCGCCUCGUGCAGCUCCCGGGAGUUGA